AUGCCCGCGGAGGCGGCCAGCAGCGGCGGCGGUGCGGAGCCGCCCGGCGCUCCGCGGGAGCGGAGGAGGAGGCGCGGCCGUACGCGGGCGCGCACCGAGGCGCUGCUACACACUCUGAAACGCAGCCGGCGGGUAAAAGCCAACGAUCGGGAACGGAACCGAAUGCACCACCUCAACGCCGCCCUGGAUGAGCUCCGCAGCGUCCUGCCCACUUUCCCCGACGACACCAAGCUCACCAAAAUCGAGACCCUGCGUUUCGCCUAUAACUACAUCUGGGCCCUCUCCGAGACCCUCCGCCUGGCCGAGCAGUGCCUCCCGCCGCCCCCCGCCUUCCGCGGGGCCGCCGCGCCCCCCAGCCCGGGCAGCGACGCCGGCUCCUGGCUGUCCAGCGCCUCCCCGUCCGCCCCCUCGCUCUGCGCCUCCGCCUCCGGCCCCAGCAGCCCCGCCACCUCCGAGGACUGCCUUUACGCGCCCGCCGACAGCUUGCGGGGCUUCCGCGGGCUGCCCGCCUCCGCGCCCCCGGGCGCGCCCUGCCGCUAG
This is a messenger RNA of Phalacrocorax carbo (great cormorant), 540 nucleotides long. Lineage: Eukaryota; Metazoa; Chordata; Aves; Suliformes; Phalacrocoracidae. The record is from RefSeq and is a predicted model, not a curated record.